CGCACUCAACAAGUACUAUAGGGCCGUCAUAGUAUGAGUGGCAGAGCCACCAACUAAUGAGCGCAGCUUGUCUUGGUAUUCACGCGGUCAUGCGGGAUAUUUUGUAUGCCGGCGCUCACCCAGCACUACAUCAUGCUAGCACGUAGCGAAAGCCGUGGCCUUGUUCGCACGAUCACGCAGACUUCCUUGGUGGCAAUAAUAGUCUUGACGCCAGUCUUGCUCACAGACAAGAUGGGAGAAGUCGGUUCUAACGUUGCAGGUCUAUAUUGCUGGCCAUCCAUUUCCAUUCGGCUCAUGCUGCCAAUCAACUGUGGCCCAACGGGCACCAGGUCUCCAUUUGCACAAUGUCCCUUGAUAUUACGGCGGAGUAACAUCAUGAGUGACAGAGACUUCGAUGCAGGCGAGGAACACCUUCAGAUACUUGACAGGAACCACCACAUCCGCGUUGUAUGUAACCAUUCUACGCAGCUAAUCUGAAGCACCACUACGAAG
This is a messenger RNA of Baudoinia panamericana UAMH 10762, 492 nucleotides long. RefSeq lists its product as uncharacterized. The transcript has a single exon. NCBI's taxonomy places the organism in Eukaryota, Fungi, Ascomycota, Dothideomycetes, Mycosphaerellales, Teratosphaeriaceae. The record is from RefSeq and is a predicted model, not a curated record. Bases 106 to 477 code for a protein of 123 amino acids.